ACUAGGCAACCUUGAAGCUUCCCAAAGAGAGAGUUUUCAAACUCAACGAACACGAUUGAGUCUGCCCUCGCCCCCCUUUUCACUAUGUCCUCACAUUCCGACCCUGCUGCAGUCCUGGCCACUCCAGUCAACAAAUUUCUGGGCUUGGUUAUCUUCACUCUUCUUUCCACCCAUUUCCCUGAUAGCUAUCCUUUUUUCCUUGGCUCCAGUGCUGGCCACUCCUCUGCUAGCCAACGUGUUUAAAAGCACCAUACUUGAUAUGAGGUCUGGCGUCUCUGUCUCUGUCGACCAAUAGUGAACCUCGUUUCGGUUAGCAUCUUGCCUUAAUCAGGUACACUGAGGCUCGGAGCGGCGUCCCAUAUCGGCACGCCAUAUGGUAGGUCUGCGCAUGCCCCAGGCCCGGCAUAUCAUUGACGCCAUGGAAACGCCCUCAAACCCCGGGCAAACCCCAGCCCUGCCAGUACCAGGCAGUGAGCCUGUACCUCUUCCCAUCUCGACCUUCUCAACACUCCAACGCCCACCGCCGACACGUGGCUGGAAGCCCAGAUGCGGCCAUAUUUCUAUGACACGCCUGUACCAUACGCCUUUCCGCUGCCAAAACUGCCAAAACCGAGGGGUAUUCGGUUGGCUUUAUCGUUGCACCCAGGAUCGCGAAGUUAUACUCCGAGAUAUGAAAAGCCGUGGUGGCAGGGUCACUUUCGAUGAGAUCGGCGAAGGCUUUGCGGAGCACAUGUCCCUCGGGAAUCGCGGCCCUGAUGCGCGAUCUGACAAGUUCAGCUUCCUGAAGGAGAUCACGUCGGAGGAGAUGCAAUCCUACACCCCUGAUCAGAUCGCCACCAUACUUGGCCAACGUGAGAAUGUUCACGAGGCCAUUGCAAGAGAUCGGCGAGGUGGUAACACAGUCCUGCGGGACCUGGCCUUUUCCUCUGUCAGGCAGCCAUGGGUACCUAGGCAGGGAGAGGAGUGUCAGCACAAAGUCUGCCCAUCCUGCAACAUCACGGGGAAAGAUAAAAGUUGGCUCAGUUUGAACGGUAUUGCCAAUGGCGUCAUACCGCCCACAGCUGUCACUGGCUUCUCCUUCUCCUAUAUGAAGUCAAGGCCCGUGUCGGAUCCUGAUAUCGUCAAGAAUCUUGGUUAUCGAGCUGUGCCUAUGCCGCGACCCCGGCAGCUGAUCUCCUUCACUCCUCCAAGCUCUCCGUCCUCGACUUGGAGCGUCAUGGAUAUCGUCGACGAGCAUCUCGGGAAGGUUGAUAAUCCCAGCGAUGAUUACCAGUCAAGCUGGUGGCAUCCUGAUUCCGGGGUCGCAGCCGAGCAAUCAUCAUCCAACCACACUACAACUACGGGAACCGAGAACACCAGUGGAAGAGGCAAAACUAGAGCAGGUGCUUCCAAAGCCGACAACUCGGUAAAUAUGUCUCCCGAACCACGCAACGAAGAUCUGUUCGUCCGACCCCCAUGGACCCCACCACUUACCCCUACCCGUGGGGCCGGGAGUGGUCUGGCAGGCUCAGAGAAAGCGAUCCGCUCUGCUUCCUACGAAGACGCCAGCGACGGUAGAAGCCCUUCAUCCCUCAAAACAAACCUCCCCGUUCGGCAAAAGGUGUCCUCGUCCGUCAUACCGUUCAGCGGCGAGGGUAAAGGUAGUUCGGCCGGGCCAGUCGCCCACACGGACCGUAACCACCCCGUCGCCGAGCAUUAUGUACCUUACCAGCCCGAGGAAGAGUGCGACGUCGGACUAUUCCAUCCUUUCAACCAAGGAGUGUUUGAUGCGGCUUGCCGGGAGGCACUACCACACCCGAGUACUGGGGAGCAGCACUUCUUUGCUGAAGAGGUGACUGCCAUGGAAGAAGCCGAAAACGAGGGAGGUUUCUUCGGCAAGGAACCGCUCGACGUGCCCGGUGGUGUGGCCCUGACGGAGGAGGCCGUCGAGUCGGCUACUGCCGAUAUUGCAUGGCUUAGGCUUUUGUGAUUAGCCUGGGGUGAUACCAAAUUAGGGGUUAAUAUUCGAGGACUGAAG
This is a messenger RNA of Phialemonium atrogriseum, 2017 nucleotides long. RefSeq lists its product as uncharacterized. The transcript is spliced from 5 exons. The record is from RefSeq and is a predicted model, not a curated record. Lineage: Eukaryota; Fungi; Ascomycota; Sordariomycetes; Cephalothecales; Cephalothecaceae. Bases 374 to 1969 code for a protein of 531 amino acids.